UCGCGGCAAGGCGCGGCGAGGUGAAGCCGGCUGGCUGGGGCAGGGUCGGGUCGGGCCGGGCCCGCGUCGCGCGCGUGCCGUGCUGGCGGGAUCGGUGACGGACGCCACCACUGCUCCGGUCUCCUAGCCGGCCCCGCUCCCCGCCUGGCCCGGCUCGCCCAGCCCGGAGGGAGGCCCGGGGACCGCUGCUGAGAGCGUGGCGGGCGUGCGGGCGGCGCCCAAUCCCUAGGGCUGCCCGCAGGAGUGACGGUGGCUGCGGCCAAUCAGCGACUCCCGAGGGGGCUGGGCCGCGGGGUGCGGGGCCCGGGGCGCGGAACGGGCCGUGUUGGGGGUGGGGUGUAAGCGCUAGGGCCGGAGCCUGAGCUGUGUGGCCCUCGAGAGCUACACAAGCAGCCCCUGCAGUUGCCUUGUGCUUUGGGAACGCGUUUUCUUUUACUGACUCUUUUAUCCUAUUCUGGGGAGCACACCCCUUUCUCAAGCGCCAGACUAUGGGAGUGUCCCCUUUCUCUAUAGUUUUUAGAAAAUGUGGUCGGUGCACCCCGUUUCUUCAGCUCCAGCCCUGGGAUGUUAUCUAAAUUUCCAAAGCCUGCCCAAUUAAGGAUGUAUCCCUUGACCCACGACCCCCAAACUGGGAGGACACUACCUUUUCGAGCCUCCAGUCUGAGAGAAUAAAGGCAGCCCCCGUUGAUGACUGAAAAUGACAAAGCAUCCACCUAACAGACGAGGAAUCAGCUUUGAAGUGGGAGCCCAGUUGGAAGCCCGGGACCGAUUAAAAAACUGGUAUCCAGCUCACAUAGAAGAUAUUGAUUACGAAGAAGGAAAAGUACUCAUCCAUUUCAAGCGUUGGAACCAUCGUUAUGAUGAAUGGUUCUGCUGGGACAGUCCUUACUUACGCCCUUUAGAGAAAAUACAGCUGAGGAAAGAGGGCUUACAUGAAGAGGAAGGAUCAUCUGAAUUUCAAAUAAAUGAGCAGGUCCUUGCUUGCUGGUCUGAUUGUCGUUUUUACCCAGCCAGAGUCACUGCUGUUAACAAGGAUGGUACUUACACUGUGAAAUUUUAUGAUGGAGUAGUUCAGACUGUCAAACAUAUUCAUGUCAAAGCUUUUUCGAAAGAUCAGAAUAUUGUGGAUAAUGCUAGGCCUAAAGAAACAGAACACAAAAGUCUUUCAUCAUCUCCUGAUAAACGAGAGAAGUUUAAAGAGCAGAGAAAAGCCACAGCCAAUGUGAAGAAAGACAAAGAGGACAAAGCCUUAAAGACAGAAAAGAGACCCAAACAGCCUGAUAAAGAAGGAAAGUUAAUCUGUUCUGAAAAGGGGAAGGUGUCAGAGAAGAGCCUUCCCAAGAACGAGAAAGAAGAUAAGGAGAACAUUUCAGAAAAUGACAGAGAGUAUUCUGGAGAUGCUCAAGUGGAUAAGAAACCUGAAAAUGACAUUGUGAAGAGUCCACAAGAAAACUUGAGGGAGCCAAAAAGAAAGCGAGGCAGACCCCCUUCCAUAGCUCCUACUGCUGUGGACUCAAACUCUCAAACUUUGCAACCAAUAACAUUGGAAUUGAGAAGACGGAAGAUAUCAAAAGGAAGUGAAGUCCCAUUAAAACGUCCUCGGCUUGACAAAAAUUCAUCCCAGGAAAAGUCAAAAAACUACUCGGAAAACACUGACAAAGACUUAUCAAGGAGACGGUCCUCCAGGCUGUCCACUAAUGGGACCCACGAGAUCCUAGAUCCUGACUUGGUUGUAUCAGAUUUGGUUGAUACGGUUACUACUGAUCCUUUGCAAAACACAUCAUCUGGUACCAAGGAGUCUGAAGAAGGUCAGUUGAAAUCUCCUUUGGAAGCUGGCCAGGUCUCAUCAGCACUAACUUGCCACUCCAUUGGGGAUGGAUUGGGGCCUGCAGGCUUGGAGUUGAACUGCAAGUCAAUGGGCGAAAACACUAUGAAAACGGAACCGGCUUCCCCCCUUGCUGAGUUACAAGAGAUUUCUACGGUGGCAGUAACAAAUACUUGUAAGAAAACAGAUGAUUUUGUGACAUCUAAAGCACCAGCUGUCGACCUAGAUCACAAGUUUAGGUGCAAGGUUGUGGAUUGUUUAAAAUUUUUCCGCAAAGCCAAACUGUUGCACUAUCACAUGAAGUAUUUCCACGGAAUGGAGAAGUCACCAGAGCCAGAGGAGAACUCAGGAAAGAGGCAUGUCCAGACGAGGGGCUCUUCAGCUUCAGACAAGGCCAGCCAGGAGAGCCUGACCAGGAAGCGGGUCUCGGCCAGUUCCCCAACUGCAAAAGACAAGGAGAAGAAUAAAGAGAAGAAAUUCAAAGAGUUUGUGAGGGUGAAGCCAAAGAAGAAAAAGAAAAAGAAAAAGAAAACCAAACCUGAAUGCCCCUGCAGUGAGGAGAUCAGUGAUACCUCCCAGGAACCUUCUCCACCCAAGGCAUUUGCUGUCACCAGGUGUGGGUCCUCACACAAGCCCGGGGUCCAUAUGAGCCCACAGCUCCAUGGCUCAGAAUCUGGAAACUACAAAGGGAAAGUGAAAAUGUCCGAAGAUAAUCUGAGUGACUCCUCCUCCGAGAGCUUUCUUUGGAGCGAUGAGGAGUAUGGCCAAGACGUUGAUGUGACCACUAACCCAGAUGAGGAACUUGAUGGGGAGGACCGUUAUGAUUUUGAAGUGGUCCGCUGCAUCUGUGAGGUUCAGGAGGAAAAUGACUUCAUGAUUCAGUGUGAAGAGUGCCAGUGCUGGCAGCAUGGGGUCUGCAUGGGAUUACUGGAAGAAAAUGUGCCUGAGAAAUACACCUGUUAUGUUUGCCAAGACCCUCCAGGUCAGAGACCUGGCUUCAAGUACUGGUAUGACAAGGAGUGGUUGAGCAGGGGACAUAUGCAUGGCCUGGCAUUUUUAGAAGAGAACUAUUCCCACCAGAAUGCCAAGAAGAUUGUGGCCACCCACCAGCUUCUCGGCGAUGUGCAGAGAGUGAUCGAGGUUCUGCAUGGCCUGCAGCUCAAGAUGAGCAUCUUGCAAAGCCGGGAACAUCCUGAUCUGCAGCUGUGGUGUCAGCCUUGGAAACAGCAUCUGGCGGAGGGGAGAUCUCAUUCCAAACACAUCCAUGUCACUGAAGCCAAGAGCAGGGAGGAAGCCCCAAGCUAUAGAACUUUGAACGGGGCGGUGGAGAAGCCUCUGCCCCUGCCCUUGCCCCGGUCUGUGGAGGAGUCAUAUAUCACCAGCGAGCACUGCUACCAGAAGCCCCGCACCUACUACCCUGCUGUGGAACAGAAGCUGGUGGUGGAGACCCGGCGCUCUGCCCUUGACGAUGCAGUCAACCCCCUCCACGAGAAUGGUGACGAUUCCCUCUCUCCGCGCCUGGGCUGGCCUCUAGAACAAGACAGGAGCAGAGGGGACAGUGACCCCAAACCCAGCUCCCCAAAGGUGAGGGAAUAUGUCUCCAGAAAGGUCCUACCUGAGGAAGCCCCCGCUCGGAAGCUGCUGGACAGAGGCGGAGAGGGGCUGCUGAGCUCCCAGCACCAGUGGCAGUUUAACCUGCUGACGCAUGUGGAGUCUCUUCAGGACGAAGUCACGCAUAGGAUGGACUCCAUUGAGAAGGAGCUGGACGUGUUGGAGAGCUGGCUGGACUACACUGGGGAGCUGGAGCCCCCAGAGCCUCUGGCCAGGCUUCCGCAGCUCAAGCAUUGCAUCAAGCAGCUGCUGACGGACCUGGGCAAGGUGCAACAGAUCGCACUCUGCUGCUCAACAUGAAACUGGGCACCCCACACUAAUGGGGGCACAAUCCUGGGGCACCUGCAGGAGGAGCUUCACAUAUUUAAAUAAAUAAACCUAGCAUGCCGAAUGCACGUGACACCGACUGACUUCAGGGAUCUGGGCAGGGGUGUGAUGGACUUGGACAAAGAGGCCGUUUUGGCUGCUGGAAGGGAGGGCACUCUGAUCUCGAAGCCUACCAAGAAGGUAGCAAAUAGACUCUUGGGAUUCCCUUCUUCUGUGCACAUUGUUGAAUGGAGAGUGAGUCUUUUUGCACAAACUUCACUUGAAAUCGUGCCACUGAUGAUAAAUGGAAUGAGAGCCAAAAAAGUUUAGUCGGAAACAGUUGUAAAUUCAACUUGCAGUUUAUUUAAUUGACUUUUCUGUCAGGUUGGGGCACAUGCCAAGCCUUCUGGUUUUCUGCCUGGCAUGAAUUUAGGCAGCAGGCAUCAUUUUCGUUUUUCCAGCUUCGUGGGAAUGUCGUGACUUCACCGUUCUGUGGAGGUUGGGAAGGAGCAGAGGCCUUGGCCGCCCUGUCUUCUUAGAACUCUUCACUUUCUCACCACCUCUCUUGCAUGACUUCAUGGUACCGGGGACAAGUUUUGUAUGCUUUCACCCCAGAAUUGGCUGGGUUGUGUCUUUUGUAGCAGAACCCAUACAGCCUGUGGAAGAACUAGAAUCUCACUGUAAUAAGAAUGUAGGAGGAAUUCCAGACUGAAGCAGGCAGGGUCUGGAACCCAAAGGACAGCAUUUUCUACCCACUUCUUGACAGCUUACCAGUUCUAUUUAAUGUCCAAAAAAUGGUUCCCCCAAAUUUGAACUCUCACUGUAAAGAUUUGUUACAAAGAAUGUGGUUUGGGGAAUUACCUUACUUUGUAUUGUUGUAAACAAACCAGAUUCUACAUCUGCUGCCGCUUUUCUCCUUCCCCGAAGGGUAUAUGUUCAGUAGUUGGCAUUUUCAGAAUUGUUUUAAUAUACUUUAACACUUUAAAUUUCCUGUUCGUAUUAUUUUGUGAGAUCAAGGUGAUUAUGCUGCUUAAGGUCCAGGUACAGUUUGUACCUUCUGAGACAAUAUUUGUUACUCUUCCAGGUUACGGUUCCACGUGUAAUUGUUUUGUUUUUCCUUACUAGGCAAAGUUAAAGAAAAUGUUCCAUGCUUUGAGGAGUGACCCAUUUUACCAUUUAGUUUUCCUAUCACUAAAGGCAAAAAUCAAAGCACAUCUAUCCAUUAACACUCACAAGUUAAUUAUGGGUUUAUGAAUCUGUAAUGUUAUAUGCUGCAAAUAUUUACUAUGUAAACGUGAAGUAGCCAAUAUCUCAAUAGCAAUGACAGUAUCUCCGGUGACCUUUGGGAUGGUUAGGCUUUAAGGUACAGGUCAUUGCAGUCACAAAGCCCUCUGUACCAAGAUCUGUUUCAAGGUAUGCUUUGUCUAGUAAUUUAACUCACCAUUUGAUAUAAAAUGAAUUUAGGACAAGUUGACCUGCUGUAGCUCAUCCAUCAGAGGGAAUACAUGUGGCUAUGACAUCUGUAAUAAAGCUGACACAAUUCCUCUGUAAGAGGUUGUUUCCCAUUGCUAAUGUUGGUGUUUCUGGUGUGGGAAGAAACGCUCAAGGAGUAUGCAUGGCAUCUGUGUUUUGCAUAAUUUAUCAGACGGCCACAUGAUAAGAACUGUGUGAAGCUUGUCUGAAAGGGGAAGAAACAGGAUGAUUUUCUGUAGCCACAACUGUGAGGUAUGGUGACUUAUUAGAUUACUGAUUUUUCUUUCCUGAAAACACAUUUGAGCAUAACUUCUGGGGAAGCUGUAACUUUAAGGGAGUCAAUCUCAUGUCUUUUUCAAGAUGAAAGAAGAAACUGAGUUACCCUAAUUUUGCCAAGUGGCCAUUAUUGAGUUUACUGUAUGCUUUUUGUAAAGGAAAUAAUCCCAUUUCACUCAUUGUGACCUUUGUCCUUAGGGAAGCAGGGGGUGACUCCAAGUUCUGAUAACCCCAGUGUGCUUCCCUAAUUUAAAGCCAUGUUGAGGGGCUCCAUCCCCAAUUCCUGGGUCAAGUUGAAUUAACCCCAGGCUGGAGCACUGGAAACUGUUAUUUGCAAAUAUUACUGUUACCAUUUAGAAAUAUGUACACUACCUAAGUUUUCUUUUGAGAAAAACUAUCCACCUAUUAAAAAAAUUGCCUUGACAAAAACAGUUCUGGUUUGACUAAUCAUUUUGUUUAAGUGAUGAGUGUAUGCAAGGUGGACCCUUGAUGAGCCAACAUUGCACUGUGGAUACAUAUCUAUGUUUACGCGCUAUUAGAACAGAAGGCGCUGUAUAUAGAAAUGUUGCUUUGAAGCAAUAUUUGCAAAACAUGCAAACUUCUGUAUCUGUAUUUGGAAAAAAUAAAACAGGUUUUUGUUGCUACGUUUCA
Messenger RNA from Orcinus orca (killer whale), 6142 nucleotides. It is a transcript of the gene PHF20, whose product is annotated as PHD finger protein 20. NCBI's taxonomy places the organism in Eukaryota, Metazoa, Chordata, Mammalia, Artiodactyla, Delphinidae. Gene Ontology annotation, biological process: regulation of transcription by RNA polymerase II. The transcript is spliced from 18 exons. The coding region runs from base 698 to 3736 and encodes 1012 amino acids. Gene Ontology annotation, cellular component: NSL complex; MLL1 complex. The record is from RefSeq and is a predicted model, not a curated record.